AUGUCUGUAAGUAUCAAAGAAAUGGGCUCAAAGUACAAGGGCGACCUGUCAGAAUCCGAGGAGAGCAGCUGUUCAUCUUUGGCAUCCGAUUCGAAUUUGUAUCGAAUCAGUUUAGUUGACCUCUUUUGUCCCAUCUUCACACAGUUUGUCCCCGUAAACCCAAAGCCUUUCCUAAACGAAUUGACCGGAAAGCCUGUGAUGAUCAGACUGAAGUGGGGUCAAGAAUACAAAGGCUACCUGGUGUCAGUAGAUUCGUACAUGAACAUGCAGUUGGCGAACACAGAGGAAUAUAUUGAUGGAGCGUCAACAGGAGUUUUGGGAGAAGUGCUGAUUCGGUGUAACAACAUCCUUUAUGUGCGACGAUUGGACGAGGAAGAAGGUUCAGAUGACAUGCAAGAAUGA
Molecule: messenger RNA, 402 nt
Organism: Spizellomyces punctatus DAOM BR117
Lineage: Eukaryota; Fungi; Chytridiomycota; Chytridiomycetes; Spizellomycetales; Spizellomycetaceae
Product: small nuclear ribonucleoprotein F
Exons: 4
Coding region: 1-402 (133 amino acids)
Biological process (GO): mRNA splicing, via spliceosome; spliceosomal snRNP assembly
Cellular component (GO): catalytic step 2 spliceosome; U1 snRNP
Molecular function (GO): RNA binding
Source: RefSeq, a predicted model, not a curated record